AUGUCACCAAGGACACGGAAACUUAUCAAACUGUCCGUCUUAUGUACCUUUAUAUUAUGGCCUUUAGGUGUUCUUUCCGGUUUUAUCGCCACGUUUUUCCCAAAAACUGACACAACUGGUACUGCCUUGAUCGGUUUCAUUGACGAUACAAAUUCCACCAUUACUACUCUCAACUAUGAAACAAACUUCGCAACUAAUGGUUCAUCCGAGAUUACUGAUCUCUCAGGACUUGCUGAUCAAAUUGCGAAAAAGUACAGCGUGUCCCGGAAUAUGGUACGAGUACUUUCAGCUCGAUUCGUUCAAUCUCUCAUUUUGACCACAAAAACACCACAAAGCGCGCCGACCACUACCGACACAAACCUAAAGCUGAAAACGGUAUUGACGAUUGAAACCGAACUUAACUAUCCAAGUUCAUGUCAUCAAGUAACAGCGUGUACCAACCGUUAUAUAACUAACAUCCAAAACACAAUUCAAAGGUCUGAUUCAGCCGUUACCUUCGCGAUAUCACUUAGUAGCGGUAUCAGCCUCAAUCUUGGCGUCACUUUUUCUUCAUUCAAGGUAACCGAACCGACUACUACAACCACCGCCACCACCACUACCACAACACAAACAACAGACACUACUAUUACGACUACACAAACCACUACUACCACUACUACCACUACAUCUACCACUAUCACUACUACUACGACCUCUACUACUACUACCACUACGGCUACAGAAACUACUACUACCGCCACUAUCACUACUACUACGACCACUACUACUACCGCCACUACCACUACUACUACUACCACUACGACAGCAGAAACUACUGCAACAGCUACUACCACUACUACAACCAACACUACUACUACCGCCACUAUCACUACCACUACGACCACUACGACUACAGAAACUACUGCUACCGCUACUACCACUACCUCUGCAGAAAACACCGCUACGAGUACAGAAACUAUUACUAGUGCUAACACUGUGGAACCCGCUACUACCACUACGACUACAGAAACUAUCACCACCACUACCACAACGGAAACCACUACUACCAAUACCUCUACAGAAACUACCACUACGACUACAGAAACUACUGCUACCACUACUUCUACAGAAACCACCACUACCAGUACGGACACCACCACUAUCACUACGAAGACCACUACUACCAUUACUACUACCACCGCAGGAACUACUGCUACCGCUACGGAUACCACUAUAGAAAUUACCACUACCAAUACGGAAACCACUAUUACCACUACCUCUACAGAAACCGCCACUACGACUACAGAAGCCACAACUACCACUUCGGAUACCACUACUAAGGCUACCACUACCACAACAGAAACCUCUACGGAAACCGCUGCUACGACCGCGACCACGGAAACCACUGCGACCACAACGACGACGGAAACCGCUGCUACGACCGCGACCACGGAAACCACUGCGACCACAACGACGACGGUGACCACUGCUACGACCGCGACCACGGAAACCACUGCGACCACAACGACGACGGUGACCACUGCUACGACCACGACCACGGAAACCACUGCGACCACAACGACGACGGUGACCACUGCUACGACCACGAUGACGGAAACCACUGCUACGACCACGACCACGGAAACCACUGCGACCACAACGACGACGGUGACCACUGCUACGACCACGACCACGGAAACCACUGCUACGACCGCGACCACGGAAACCACUGCGACCACAACGACGACGGAGACCACUGCUACGACCACGACGACGGAAACCACUGCGACCACAACGACGACGGAAACCACUGCUACGACCACGACCACGGAAACUACUGCUACCACUUCUACUACCAGUACGACUACGACUACUACCACUACCACUACUAGUACUACUACUACCACGACCACGGAAACUACUACUACCACUACGACUACCACUUCUACUACCACUACGACUACCACUUCUACUACCACUACGACUACCACUUCUACUACCAGUACGACUACGACUACUACCACUACCACUACUAGUACUACUACUACCACGACCACGGAAACUACUACUACCACUACGACUACCAUUUCUACUACCAGUACGACUACGACUACUACCACUACCACUACUACUACCACUACCACUACCACUACUACUACCACUACUACUACCACUUCUACUACCAGUACGACUACGACUACUACCACUACCACUACUACUACCACUACUACGGGAGCUAUGAGUAAGUCAAGUGUAUUUUUGUGGAUAUAUCAUUGUAACAGGCUAGUGCAUCUUUGCACGAGCUGUUUUCAUUUUGUAUUCCGCAGUUGUGCAGUCGUGGCGAUUUCAGAUCGUUCGAAGCACUGAUCGAGCAACUAAGAACGUAGGGUGCGAGAUCAUGUUUUUCUCUUGUUAUUAUUAAAAGGCACUUCUGUGUAAGAAGCCAAUGUUACAUCUGUCGAGAAAAGAAAACGCUUUUCAGACUUAACCUUAACGGUUUACGUUAACGUUAAUAGUGACGGUUAAUGGGUUGCAGCUAAGCAUUAUUUUCCACUCAAUUAACUGAUAAACGGUUAAAUAAUCAUAAUGUAUGGUCCUUUCUGACAAGUAAUUAUCUAUAGGACCCAGCAAUAAUUACAUGUCCCCUGGUAAGAUACUCAUCACUCAGGUUAUUGCGAUCGUGGGAACGAGUCUUGGAAAAAGCGUUUAUUCCAAGGUGCAUUCCCGCGAAGUCUGAUUGGGCGAUUUCCGCCAAUCAGCGAUCAACGCGAUUUUUUCAAAAAGUUAUUUUCGCUGGAAAUCGACUAGGGAGGCCUUAUACAAUGACGUUCUUUUGACCUCCAGAGAUCUGCAUUGGUUGUUAAUUUUCUUUGAAGGAGGCAGUGUUUUACUCCGGUUGUGCGAUAUUAGCCAUGAACCUUUGAGUUUCCGUUCAUGAAUCUAAAGAUGCGGAGUCAGAAAUGAUCUACAAUUGCGUCUGAAGUAAUGGAAGAUGUUUCUUUUACGUUAAUUGUUAAUAUUAACGUUAACAUCAACAGCAGCACCAAGCAGUUAGUAAUAUAAUGAGAUAUAGCUCAGCAUCCUCCAAAGAAGAACACUUCAAACUUUUGUUUAAAUUGAAAUCGUUACCUUUAAAACAAGGCACGAACUGACGACUCCUAUAUAAACCCAAAAUACGCCACAGGAGGAAAC
Messenger RNA from Adineta ricciae, 3171 nucleotides. The record is from the annotation of a GenBank genome assembly. NCBI's taxonomy places the organism in Eukaryota, Metazoa, Rotifera, Eurotatoria, Adinetida, Adinetidae.